GAGGAGAGUUGCCAACCCCUGGUCAGUGCUGCGAGAAUAGGCAUUUGUUUCAGAUGUAUGCAGAUAAAUAAAAAUACGACGUUGCUCGCAGUAUUUAACAGUAUAUUGGAUCGUGGACUCAAUAUACGUUUGUUGCGUUAUGAUCGAAAUAAAAUUAUAUUAACACUUGUCUAGUGAUAUUUCAAUUGAAAAGCAUCCUCACGUGUGUUGUAUUUAAGCUCUAGGAACUUUCCCACUUUGUUUAUGCAAUCCUGAAGAGUGUUUUGCACGACCUCGCCCUGCCUCAACGAUUUUAUAUAUUAUUUUCUUGUGAAGGUAAAUUAUUUUUAUCAAUAUUUUAUACUGUUGUUCAUAUCUAUUCAUCAUUGGGGAAUGCAAGAGAUGGGGGAGCCUUCAGGAUUAACAAACAGCGAAGCUAGAGAGCUUUGUAGUGCUCCAGAUCCUGCUACCAGUGAAUAUAUCAUGCAGCAAACAAUGUACCGUAUAAAAGAUCCAAGAAAGUCAUUGCCAUUUUAUACUGAAGUACUUGGCAUGACUUUAUUGCAAAAGCUGGACUUUCCUGAAAUGAAAUUCUCUUUGUAUUUCCUUGGUUAUGAAAAUGCAAAGGAUAUACCAACAGAUAGAAGAGAAAGUAUUGAAUGGACAUUUUCAAGAAAGGCCACUAUUGAGCUUACUCACAAUUGGGGAAGUGAAACUAAUCCUGAUGCUAAAUAUCAUAAUGGCAAUUCUGAUCCCAGAGGCUUUGGUCAUAUUGGAAUUGUAGUACCUGAUGUCAAUAAAGCAUGUGAAAGAUUUGAACAAUUAGGAGUUGAAUUUGUAAAGAAACCUAAUGAUGGUAAAAUGAAAGGAAUUGCAUUUAUCAAGGAUCCUGAUGGCUAUUGGAUUGAAAUAUUUAAUGGUUGCAAUGUUGCAAAUACAGUCCUAUCUCAUUAGCAGCUACUACACAGAAUGUGUUAACAUCAUGGCUGCACAAGAUACGAGAUUACUUUGAAUGUACCUUUAAUAACGUAACAGCAGAAAUCAUGUCGCGAAAAAUAACGCUGUCAGAGACUCGUGACUAAAAACGAGCGUAUAUUUAAUUGAGCUAAGGCUAAAGUGAUUUAGAGUAAUAUACAUCUUGAAGUAAAUGAAAAUAAUUCAAUGAUUUAUAUUCAUAUACAGUUUUUUGUAACAAAACCAGUGUACCUAAUUUUCAACUAUUAUAUGAAGGAAUAAAAUCAAAAUAUUUAUUUUC
Messenger RNA from Cephus cinctus (wheat stem sawfly), 1234 nucleotides. RefSeq names its product lactoylglutathione lyase. Gene Ontology annotation, molecular function: lactoylglutathione lyase activity; metal ion binding. The record is from RefSeq and is a predicted model, not a curated record. The transcript has 4 exons. Bases 373 to 933 code for a protein of 186 amino acids. NCBI's taxonomy places the organism in Eukaryota, Metazoa, Arthropoda, Insecta, Hymenoptera, Cephidae.